Molecule: messenger RNA, 2311 nt
Organism: Folsomia candida
Lineage: Eukaryota; Metazoa; Arthropoda; Collembola; Entomobryomorpha; Isotomidae
Product: mitochondrial chaperone BCS1
Exons: 2
Coding region: 70-1554 (494 amino acids)
Molecular function (GO): ATP hydrolysis activity; ATP binding
Source: RefSeq, a predicted model, not a curated record
UCCAUAAAAUGCUCAACAAAUUUAACCUCACUCUCAUUCGUGUGCAGUGAGAGAAACAAAUCGCGAAUCAUGAGCUCUCCACAAGUUUCAGAAGAUUUCUGCCCAAACCGUGAUAACAACAUGUUCACCUUUUUUGCGAAUAACUGGAUCCAGGAUAAGCUAGUCACCAUCCUUCUCCUCCUGGCCACCCUUACAGUCUCAAUCCGUUUGAUACGAUGGAGUUUCGUUCGAAUCAAGAAGCGUUUCAUGAUAUCCCUCCAAAUCUGUGGAUCUGGCGUAUGUCGUGAAACUUAUAACGAAAUAAUUUACAACUCCUUGCUCCGAUGGCUGGCAAGGAAUCCAAACUGUUCAGGAUUUCGGGAUCAAAUACUUAUCAGCAAACAAGUCCCCUUACCCGACGACCAGCUAGAAUUAAGCAGCAAAAGCGAGGAAAUAUCCGCCAUCGCCCUGGGCGACGAGGACCCCUAUGAUUACCGCCUCGUCUCCUCCCCCAACAGUUGGAAGUACUAUUUCUUCAAAACCAUUGGGAUCCGAUCAGCGAGUUCAUUCCUCUACAAAAACGCCCGCUUUGAGAUCCAUCGCGAAUACGACAACUCCCACGAGAUCAUCACACUCUCCACGUUCCCCUGGAAUCGCUCCCUACUCCUCGAAAUUAUCCAGGAAUGCAGCCCCAUCGCAAAAAAAGAUGACAAAACUAAGCAAAUAAUCUACCAGUGGAGAGACGGCUGCAGUUGGCAGCAAAUGGGAGGCCUCAAGAAGAAGCGUCCUCUCGACUCUCUAAUUCUGGACGCUACAAUUUUGCCCCGUCUCGUCCAAGAUAUCAAAGGCUUUUUAAAAAUGGAGAAUUGGUACGUGGAAAAGGGGAUCCCAUACCGGAGGGGAUAUCUGCUCCACGGUCCCCCCGGGUGUGGCAAGUCCUCCAUCGUCAAAGCCAUUGCGGGCGAGCUAGGGUACAAUAUCUCCGUCGUCUCUCUCUCCCAGCGACUCACGGACGACUCCAUCACGGAAUUGUUGAACUCAGCACCAGCAAAAUCUGUCAUCUUACUUGAAGACAUUGACGCGGCGUUUGGAAAUCGAGAGAAAGUGGUCGAGCCAGAUCUCGAAGUAGUCGAGAAUAAAAUGUCACAGACACAUUUCGCGUUUGGAGGUCAAUCGCAAUCCUUGUUGACUUUUAGAGGUCUGCUUAACGCGCUGGAUGGCGUCGCUUCCUCAGAUGAUGGACAAAUCGUAUUUCUCACGACGAACUAUCCGGAACGAUUGGAUCCUGCCCUAAUCCGACCGGGAAGAGUUGAUCUCAAAAUACAUAUUGAUUAUCCUGACGACGCUCAGGUUGGGGGCAUGUUUGACAAGUUUUAUGCGCCACAUGAAGACGGUGGAGAAAUUAGGGAGAAAUUUAUCAAGCUUAUUCGUGAGAUGAAAAUCAAAGUGUCGCUGGCUAUGAUUCAAGGUUUAUUGUUUUUGUAUCGGAAUGAUCCUCGGGCUGCGGUGGAGAAAGCGGAGGAACACUUUGAGGAACAGUUUGGCAGCGCAAAAUUUUCGCAAGGAAAAUUGUAAUUUCAAAUCCUAAAGAAAUUUUGUUUCCAAAUUUUAAACAGUAUUUGAAUAAUAAUUAAUAUGCACCAUGAUAAAUAUGAUAACUCCAAUGAUACAUUAUGCUUAUCUUGUGUUACAUAUAUUUAAGUAUUUAUGUGUAUUAUAUUAUUUUUAUUCGAAAUGACGAAGUGUGAUAUAAAUAUUUAUGCGUUUAUAAUAUCCCUAUACACGCAAAACUAUUCCUUGUUUUCAUUUACAAUUAAUAACUUGAUAGUCAAUGAAGCAUGAAAAUAUGUACAUUUUCUAAUUAAUUGCAAACUGUAUUAAUACGUGGACAUGUUUUAUGUAAUCAUCAAAUGAAGAACAGAAUGUCGGCGUUAAUCAAUUACACAAUGCGUAAUUGAGUAACUUCUCACAGUUGUUAAAAUUUAAUUUAAAGGAGAAAGCAUGAAUUUUAACAUUAAACUUAAAAAAAUGUGCAACCAGCCUGCAGGUAUGUAUUAGCUUAGCAUAUAUUGGCAUAUAUACAUAUGUAUUGCCGUAUAUUGACAUAUAUGUAUACAUAUGUAUGUGUGAAAAUAUGUAUGCCUUGACCAAAAUCAUUUUAAAUCUUCUAAAAAAAUUAUUCUUACCUUAAGAUUACCCUCCUGAACGAAUAUUCUACGUUACGAAGAUGAAUGUGAUUCAUAAGGUUGCAAAUGCUAUCAACAAAUAAUAAAUAAAUUUAUUUUCAAUUAUAUGCACAUUAUAAUUGAUGACCCUUGUUAUCUGAUGCUAA